AUGGGACGGUUACGAGGGCUGUUUACGCGUUUCGGUAGUGGAGGAUGUUUGGAGGCGGAGAAGGGUAAGCAAGCAGCAGCACCAGCACAAGGCUGCUAUUAUUGGCACAUAAGCGAGAAAAGAAAGGAUAGAAGUGUUCGGUCGUUUGAGUCUGCCCUCUGUACCAGUUCGGGUCAAGCGCCGGUCGUCGAACCCUACUGCAUUGUCGGUAGACGCACACUUCCACCUCUACCUUGUAUAUCCCAGACAUUUAUUCCUAUAUCUUCACUCCUAUUGCUGGAAAAAUAA
Cercopithifilaria johnstoni is the source of this 288-nucleotide messenger RNA. Lineage: Eukaryota; Metazoa; Nematoda; Chromadorea; Rhabditida; Onchocercidae. The record is from the annotation of a GenBank genome assembly.